Messenger RNA from Dendrobium catenatum, 426 nucleotides. Its product is annotated as dnaJ protein homolog. The transcript is spliced from 2 exons. The annotation marks the transcript as partial. NCBI's taxonomy places the organism in Eukaryota, Viridiplantae, Streptophyta, Magnoliopsida, Asparagales, Orchidaceae. Gene Ontology annotation, cellular component: cytoplasm; cytosol. The record is from RefSeq and is a predicted model, not a curated record. Gene Ontology annotation, molecular function: Hsp70 protein binding. Gene Ontology annotation, biological process: protein refolding.
CCACUGAAAGUCACCUUGGAAGAUCUGUACAAUGGUACUUCGAAGAAACUCUCUCUUUCUCGGAACGUUCUUUGCUCCAAAUGCAAAGGGAAGGGAUCGAAAUCCGGUGCUUCAAUGAAGUGUUCUGGUUGUCAGGGUACAGGUAUGAAGGUCUCAAUUCGCCAUUUGGGUCCCUCCAUGAUUCAACAAAUGCAACACCCUUGCAAUGAGUGCAAAGGAACUGGUGAGACCAUCAAUGAGAAAGACCGCUGCCCACAGUGCAAGGGGGAGAAGGUUGUCCAGGAAAAGAAGGUUCUUGAUGUUGUAGUUGAGAAGGGGAUGCAGAAUGCGCAGAAAAUCACCUUCCCUGGUGAGGCUGAUGAGGCGGUACGUUUCGAUUUGUCCCCUUCUACUUCAUUUUCUUUAGGCUAAAUAUUGUGUUGUCAA